This is a messenger RNA of Pimephales promelas (fathead minnow), 1333 nucleotides long. The record is from RefSeq and is a predicted model, not a curated record. NCBI's taxonomy places the organism in Eukaryota, Metazoa, Chordata, Actinopteri, Cypriniformes, Leuciscidae.
AGAUCCUCGCUUGUCUGUCUUUUUGCCACAUUCAUUAUUUUUUACAAUAAGAGUACAACAUUUCUUAUAAAAUAUCCUGAAUUACUCUGAAAUAGGCUAAUUAAAUCUGCCUUUCGGUCACUGUUGCUAAAUGUAUUGCGAUGGAUAAGCAACAGGUGCAUCUGACAGGACUUUUACUGGUUAAACAAGAUCAAGAAUUACUGGUUACGACAAAAAAGAAAAAAACACUAUAUUAUUUUGACUAUGGCUUUGAAUAAUUGUUGCACAAUUUUGUGCUGACAUGCUAAUCACAUGCAAAUGUAAAAUAUAUAGCACAGAUAACAGGGUCACGGCCCUUCGGGAAGUUCACAUUCCAACUGGGGCUAAAGUAACCACCAUUAGACAAAUACUUGCUCAUUCUUUCAGGCUGGACACUUCUCAGUUAACGCUUAAGAUGCGAAACAAUCGAGGAUCUCUAAUUCCAUUAAACUGCUGCAUGCCUCCAAACAGCAAGCAAAUGCCGUACAUCCUUGAAGUGGCUAAAAACUACCAGCAUGUCAACCCAAGACCCAGAAGUAUUCCCGACUUGAAUAAAACCUUGAAGUCUAGACUACAGAACAUUGUGAAACAGAUCGAAAGAUUAGAAGACCUGUUUCCUCAAAUCAAGCUAAAACACCAUGAAAAGAUGACAAAGGAGAUUGAGUUACUGAAUCAAAAGCUGGUAUUUCUUCACAAACGAAUGCAGACGUCCGAGUGCUAUUGCUGGGAGGGGAUGCUGAGAAGAGCUCCGCUGUGGUGAAUGAUGCUCAAUAAUGUACAGUAUAAGCACUGACUAACAUGACCAAUAACAUCUUAGAGUAGAAUCUGUCUGUUCUUCAGUUUUUGUUUAAAUCUAUAGAGAAUCGGAAUGAUUUUUCUUGUGGUGUGUAUCUCAUCAUUUAUUUUAUCUGUUUUUCAAUAUCACCUGGCCUCAAAAACACAUGUUUGACCUGUAAAUGACGUUAUGAAAUAUGUUUCGGAGUCGUUUUUCCAAUGUCUUUUAUCCAGUUGGUGUCCUAACAGUGUGACCACAUGUGAAGAGAAUCACAUUACAUGAUCCAUUAAGAUUUCAUAACCCACAAUCUAAUGUAAUGGCAUUCAUACGUUGCAGAUAAGUUUUGGCAUUACUAUAAUAUAUGCAAACAGAACAUUUCAAAUGUGUAAAGCAGUUUAUAAAGUUUGAAAACCCAUUGAAAGAAAAUGAAAAUUCUAUUUUUUUCAAAGUGCAUCAGCAUAUUGUGUAAGUAACCCUGGAUCACAAAACCAGUCACAAGUCGCACGGGUAUAUUUGUGGCAAUGGCCAACAAUACAUUGU